AUGAUUCGGCUGAGGGCAGGGAAGGAGACCAACUUUGAUGUCCUGAAGUCCAAUGAGCUCGCCUUUCGCCGCUGCUCCCAGGACAGGGAGUUCAACAGAGCUAGCGGCCAGCUGGACCUCAAGGGCGCGUUCGACCGAGUCCACCACGGGUGGCUGAUCGCCACAUUAAAAGACCAGGGGUGGCCGAGAUGGGUGGUCCGAUGGGUGACGUCCUUCCUGGCGGACCGAACAGCGACUCUGACCUUUGACGACUGGGAGGCGGAGCCAUUAAAGGUGCCGGCCGGCGUGCCACAGGGUUCGCCCCUAUCCCCUCUCCUAUUCAUCCUCUUUAGCACCCCACUCUUCCAGAGGCAAGGGAUAUCGAAGGAGUAG
Molecule: messenger RNA, 372 nt
Organism: Emericellopsis cladophorae
Lineage: Eukaryota; Fungi; Ascomycota; Sordariomycetes; Hypocreales; Bionectriaceae
Exons: 4
Coding region: 1-372 (123 amino acids)
Source: RefSeq, a predicted model, not a curated record